CACCAAUCCCAUUUUAUAAACCCUUCUCUUUCAUUUCCAAUCCAAAACAACAAACCAAAGCCAAUUAGAAUAUAGAAUUCAAAAUUUUAGACUAAUCUUUCACAAACCCAAAUUAAGGAAAAACAAAAAUGGAAUCUGUAAUUGCAGAGCUAGAAGGCACUCUAUUGAAGAGCUCUGAUGUAUUCUCCUACUUCAUGUUGAUGGCUUUCGAGGCCUCCGGUUUGAUCCGGUUCGCGCUGUUGCUGUUGUCGUGGCCAAUCAUACGCCUUCUCGAGGCAGUAGGGAUGGCGGAGUUGGGGUUGAGAGUGGCGACGUUUGUGGCGGUGUUCGGGGUUCGAAAGGCAGAGAUCGAGUCGGUUUCGAGGGCGGUUUUGCCAAAGUUUUUGAUGGAUGAUUUGGAUAUGAAUGUUUGGAGAGUGGCAAGCGGGUUUAAGAAACGAGUCGUGGUGACCAAAAUGCCACAGGUUAUGGUAGAGAGGUUUGUAAAGGAGCAUUUACUAGCAGACGAGGUCGUCGGAUACAAACUCGGGUUUAACCGAUUUGGGUUCGCGACGGGGCUUGUGAAGGGAGGAUUUGGUUCUGUUGUUGAAGAGAUUUAUGAGCUUUUUGAUUUGAGUAAUGGUGGAAGAAGGCCUAGUAUGGGUUUAGGAAGACCUUCAUCAUGUUCUUCCUUUUUGGAUCUUUGUGAGGAACAAAUGCACUCACCAUUAACAAUCGCCCAAAUUCGGGACCAUACUCCACGUCACCAAGAUCUCCGACCGUCACCGGUCAUCUUCCACGACGGCCGCCUUGUCAACCGCCCAACUCCGGCCACCGCCCUCAUAAUCCUCCUAUGGGUCCCACUCGGCAUAAUCCUCGCCAUCCCUCGAAUCUCCAUCGGAUUAAUUUUACCAAUGUGGGCCAUCCCCUACGUCACUCGCCUUUUCGGCGGCAAAAUCGUCAGAGGCCACCCCCCCCCGCCGAUCUCCGGCAACCCCACCGCCGCCACCUCCGGCGUACUCUUUUCUGCACUUCAUCGAACGUUAAUGGACCCCGUGGUCCUGGCCACCGUGCUCCGCCGCAAAGUCCCCGCCGUCACCUACUCCAUCUCCCGCCUAACCGAAAUCCUUUCCCCAAUCCCCACCGUUCGAUUAACCCGAAUCCGACAUGUCGACGCGGAGAAAAUCAAAAGAGAGUUAUCCAAAGGCGACUUGGUAGUUUGCCCCGAAGGAACGACGUGUCGGGAGCCGUUUCUCUUGAGAUUCAGCGCGCUAUUCGCGGAACUAACGGACAGGAUUGUACCGGUAGCGAUGAAUUACCGGGUUGGUUUUUUUCAUGCAACCACGGCUCGAGGAUGGAAGGGGUUGGACCCGGUGUUUUUCUUCAUGAACCCACGGCCGGUGUAUGAGGUGACAUUUUUGAACCAGUUGCCGGUCGAGGCGACUUGCUCGGCCGGAAAAAACCCACACGAGGUGGCGAAUCACGUGCAGAGGAUAUUGGCGGCAAGUUUGGGGUUUGAAUGCACAAAUUUUACAAGGAAGGAUAAAUAUAGAGUUUUGGCUGGGAAUGAUGGAUCGGUGUCCUAUGUCUCUUUGGUCGAUCAACUCAAGAAGCUGGUUGCCAAAUUCAAACCCCUUAUUCACCUUAGUUAAUAAUUGAAGGUUUGUAUCGAUUUGGUUUGGUUCGGUUUGUUCAUUGAUUUUAGUUUUGUGAGGUUUUUUUCCCUUCCAAAUUUGUUGUUUUUCUUUGUUGGAAUUUGGAUUCUUUUGUUUUAAA
This is a messenger RNA of Benincasa hispida (wax gourd), 1755 nucleotides long. RefSeq names its product glycerol-3-phosphate acyltransferase 5-like. NCBI's taxonomy places the organism in Eukaryota, Viridiplantae, Streptophyta, Magnoliopsida, Cucurbitales, Cucurbitaceae. Gene Ontology annotation, molecular function: phosphatase activity; glycerol-3-phosphate 2-O-acyltransferase activity. Gene Ontology annotation, biological process: cutin biosynthetic process. The record is from RefSeq and is a predicted model, not a curated record. Gene Ontology annotation, cellular component: membrane.